Molecule: messenger RNA, 3431 nt
Organism: Pygocentrus nattereri (red-bellied piranha)
Lineage: Eukaryota; Metazoa; Chordata; Actinopteri; Characiformes; Serrasalmidae
Gene: rxfp1
Product: relaxin family peptide receptor 1
Exons: 18
Coding region: 213-2483 (756 amino acids)
Biological process (GO): G protein-coupled receptor signaling pathway
Cellular component (GO): membrane
Molecular function (GO): protein binding; G protein-coupled receptor activity
Source: RefSeq, a predicted model, not a curated record
UGUGCGCGAGCGCCGGUCAUUCAUUCUUCUGCUCAUUCACUCUCUCAUUCACUGAAGGAGCGUCGGUGCGUGCGGACGCGCGUGACUCCAGCUCAGCUCUCUGAAACUGCCGCUAACGCGGCGGUGUUAGGACUCAGCGCGAGAGGGGGAGAGUCAGCGAGCUGCUGUUAGACUCGGACUUUGAGCUUCAGUUCGUUCAAUUUCGCAGCUCCAUGCAAACCUCCGUCCUCGGCAUCCUGCUGUGUGGAGCGUCAGUGGCUCUGACUAUGUUUAACGUGUCAGAGGAGCGCUCCCAUUGCCCUCUGGGAUAUUUUCCCUGCGGUAACCUGAGCACUUGUCUGCCUCAGCUCCUGCACUGCAACGGUGUGGACGACUGCGGGAACCAGGCUGAUGAAGAGAACUGUGGAGACAACAACGGCUGGCCUCAUUUGUUUGACAAAUAUUUCGGAGUCCCCAGUAACGACCUCGGAACCAAAUCGAAUGCAUGUUUGCUUGGCUUCGUUCCAGCUGAGUGUCAGUGCAGGGAUUUGGAGCUGGACUGUGACGGUGCUCACUUUAAAAACGUCCCCACGGUCUCCAUUAAUGUCACCAUGAUGUCCUUGCAGAGGAACCGGCUGAGGAAGCUGAACGCUGACAUGUUCAUUAAGUACCAAAGUCUUCAGAAGCUAUACCUGCAGCACAACCGAAUCGAAGUGGUGGAACCCCAUGCAUUCCGGGGCCUUUACAACCUGACACGCCUGUAUUUGAGCCAUAAUCGAAUCUCCAGCCUAAUGCCAGGGGUAUUCCAGGACCUGCACAAGCUAGAAUGGCUGAUUCUGGAACACAACAAAAUCCACCGCAUAUCCUCUCUGACCUUCUCUGGCUUGCGCUCUCUCGUGCUGCUCGUUCUGUUGAACAAUGCACUAACGAAGCUUGAUGACGUUUGUCUGGAGAUGCCGCGAUUAAACUGGCUAGAUAUGGAGGGGAAUCAGAUCGAGGUUGUGGAGAAUAUGACUUUCUGGUCUUGUAGCAUGCUAACAGUGCUGGUCCUCCAGAGAAACAGAAUUAGUCACAUCCAUGAACAGGCUUUCUCUGUGCUCCGCAAGUUGGGCGAGCUAGACUUAUCCAGCAACAGGAUCAAGGCGAUCCCACCCAAUCUCUUUGUAAAUCUGGGGGACUUGUUGCAGCUGAACAUUUCAUAUAACCCGAUCCAGGACCUGCAAAUGGACCAUUUCGACAAACUGCAUAAAUUAAAGUCUUUGAGCAUCGAGGGGAUCGAGAUUGGGAACAUUCACAGAAGGAUGUUUGAACCUCUCAAAAACCUGACUCACAUCUACUUUAAGAAGUUCCAGUAUUGUGGUUAUGCCCCUCAUGUGCGCAGCUGCAAGCCCAACACAGAUGGCAUCUCAUCCUUUGAGGACCUGCUGGCCAAUAUUGUCCUGCGAGUCUUCGUCUGGGUCGUCUCUGCCACCACCUGCUUCGGCAACAUCUUCGUCAUCUGCAUGCGCUCCUACAUCCGCUCUGAGAACAAGCUCCAUGCCAUGUGCAUCAUUUCCCUGUGCUGUGCUGAUGGUUUGAUGGGUGUCUACCUGUUCGUGAUUGGGGCGUAUGACCUGAAGUUCCGCGGAGAGUAUAAUCGUCAUGCCCAGGCAUGGAUGGACAGUGUGCCGUGCCAAGUGGUGGGCUCUCUGGCCAUGCUGUCCACAGAGGUGUCCGUCAUGCUUCUCACUUACCUCACUUUAGAGAAGUACAUCUGCAUCGUCUACCCCUUCCGCUACCUGACCCCUGGACGGCGUCGCACUGUCACUAUACUGGUGGCCAUCUGGAUUCUGGGCUUUAUCAUUGCUUUCUUACCUCUGGUGUGUAAAGAGGUGUUCCGGAACUUCUAUGGCACCAAUGGAGUCUGUUUUCCCCUGCAUUCAGAACAGCCAGAGACUGCAGGAGCACAGAUCUACUCUAUUGUCAUCUUUCUGGGCCUGAACCUGGUGGCGUUCCUCAUCAUUGUGUUGUCCUAUGGGAGCAUGUUUUAUAACAUCCAGAGGACAGGGACCCAGACGACCAAAUACAGCAACCACAUAAAGAAAGAACUGACUAUAGCCAAACGCUUCUUCUCCAUUGUCAUCACAGAUUCACUUUGCUGGAUUCCCAUUUUCAUCCUCAAGAUCUUAUCACUUAUGGAGGUGGAAAUCCCAGGAACCAUCAGCUCAUGGGUGGUCAUCUUCAUCCUGCCCAUAAACAGCGCUCUAAACCCUAUCCUCUACACGCUGACCACACGGCCCUUCAAGGAGACCCUAAUGCAGGUGUGGUCGAACUACAGACAGCGAAGGCCACUGCUCAGCAAUCACCCGGCCCACCUGCCUUCUUUCACCUGGCAGGAGAUGUGGCCCCUUCAGGAGACCAGCCAGAACCUGACCUCACCCGAAUACCUGGCACACCCUUCUGAAAUGUCCUGCACAUCUGGGACGUCCCACCUUCUGCCUGCCGAGGAAAUGAACAGGACAUGAUGCUUUAUGGAGAGAUCCUGCCGACUACGCCACCUCAUGGCCCGUUCAUACAAUGCAGACUCCUUUGUAUGGUUAUAUGCAUGACCAGGCUCAAUUCGAGGGUGUCAGAGUGAGGAACAAGUGUUUUGUACUGAAUUUGUUUUGUUGGUAAGCCUGUGAAAAGGCUUGGUCAGUUUGUUUACACUUAGACUACCGUAAUGAUGGCAGGUGAUCAGAAACUAGUGUUGGAUGAUGAACUCAGAAAUGGCUGUUCGUCCUUAUUCUUUGGAAUCUUGUUAGUUGUAGUGGCUUGCAUGUCUUUUGUCCAUGAGAGUCAUGAGUGAUUGUUGGGUGGUCAAAAUCUGCAAAGAUGUUUUGUGUUCUUCUCAGUGGCGUAACCAGAAUUAUAUGAGCCCCAGCACGAAAGGUUCCCUAACUCUAUUAAAAAACGACUCACCUAAGUUGAUGCUCUCAAGGUAUUGCACUACAUUGGAUACAGCAUUGGAUUACCAUUAAAAUCAACAUUAAACUAAAUGUUUGACGACCUAUUUGGAUAAAUAAUCAUAUUUAGCCCAUUCUGAUGCCACAAUCUAAUUGGUUGAGAAGUGUUCUUAUUUAUGACAACAGCUUGUUUUUUUUUCACAAUAAUUCUGAGUACCUUUUGCUAAGUAGCACCUCACAUUUGGGGGUCCUUAGAUGACACCUUUUCAAACAUGAGACCACGUUUUUGUGCUUAAAAAACUAGACACACCUCUUAAGGGGCAAGUUAAUGUAUUGGGCUAAGUAAAACAUGAGAAGUUGGCACACUUAAUUAUUGAUACAUACUUUAAAAAGAUGGUUGUUCAAGGGUUCUUUAGUGAGAAAAUGGUUCUACAUAAAACCAUGAACACCCAAAGAGCCAUUUGUAUGAUUAGAGAAUGCAUUGUAUACAGAUAUACAUAGAAACUUUUUGAAAAGGGUUCCAUAUAG